Molecule: messenger RNA, 8918 nt
Organism: Calypte anna (Anna's hummingbird)
Lineage: Eukaryota; Metazoa; Chordata; Aves; Apodiformes; Trochilidae
Gene: LSAMP
Product: limbic system associated membrane protein
Exons: 7
Coding region: 525-1541 (338 amino acids)
Biological process (GO): synapse organization; homophilic cell-cell adhesion
Cellular component (GO): neuronal cell body; axon; plasma membrane
Molecular function (GO): axon guidance receptor activity
Source: RefSeq, a predicted model, not a curated record
GGUUAGGAAGGGAGCUCGGGGCUGGGAGGCUGCAAAGCCGCGCACUGGAGCAGGACCAUCCAUUCGCGCAGCCCCGGCGGAACAGAACUCGUUCCUUUUUUUUUUUUUUUUUUUUUUUUUCCCCCGUCCCCUCCCCCCCCCCCACUUCUCUCCAUCACUCCAAACGGGUCGAUUUAACUGAUAUUAUUUUUUAAUUAUCUUGUUACCUGACUUCUUUUUCCUAUUUUUUUUCUUUUUCCUUUUUUUGAUUGGAGGUUGUACUAAGCCUUUUUUUAAUUUUUUUUUUAAUCUUACAUAAAGAAAAGGGGGGAAAAGAAGCCAACAAGAGACUGAAAAGACCAAGAGAAAGUGGCAGCUCAGAAGGACUGUGAAAUCACCUCCCCUUUUGGGGGCUGUCGAUCAGAGCGAGAGUUGUACAUUAUUAUUAUUGUUUUUCUUUCUACAUCUAUCUAUCCACAUACACUCUCGGAGACAGAGAGAGAGAGAGAGAGAAGUACAGACAGUGAAACUCGACGAGACCAGCCAUGGUAGCAAGGGCUCAGCCUGAUCGGAAACAAUUACCGCUGGUCCUACUGAGAUUGCUUUGCCUUCUCCCUACAGGGCUGCCAGUCCGCAGCGUGGAUUUUACCCGAGGUACCGAUAACAUCACCGUGAGGCAGGGGGACACAGCCAUCCUCAGGUGUUAUGUAGAAGACAGAAGCUCCAAGGUGGCCUGGUUAAACCGUUCUGGCAUCAUUUUUGCUGGAGAGGACAAGUGGUCCCUGGACCCUCGAGUAGAGCUGGAGAAGAGAAACCCUCUGGAAUACAGCCUGCGGAUUCAGAAAGUGGAUGUCUACGAUGAGGGGUCCUAUACAUGUUCAGUACAGACACAGCAUCAUCCCAAGACUUCCCAGGUUUACUUGAUUGUGCAAGUCCCACCAAAGAUCUCCAAUAUCUCCUCAGACAUCACCGUGAAUGAGGGUAGCAACGUAACUCUGGUUUGCAUGGCAAAUGGGCGCCCUGAACCUGUCAUCACCUGGAGGCACCUCACCCCAACAGGCAGAGAGUUUGAAGGCGAGGAAGAGUAUCUGGAGAUCCUAGGAAUCACACGAGAGCAAUCGGGCAAGUACGAAUGCAAAGCUGCCAACGAGGUUGCCUCAGCAGAUGUCAAGCAAGUCCGGGUCACUGUGAACUACCCUCCCACCAUCACAGAGUCCAAGAGCAAUGAAGCAGCCACGGGGCGACAAGCCUUACUCCGGUGCGAGGCAUCAGCAGUGCCCACGCCUGAUUUUGAGUGGUAUAGAGAUGAUACCAGGAUAAACAGCGCCAAUGGCCUGGAGAUAAAGAGCACGGGGAGCCAGUCUCUGCUGAUGGUGGCCAAUGUCACUGAGGAACAUUAUGGGAACUACACCUGCGUGGCUGCCAACAAGCUGGGAGUCACAAAUGCCAGCCUAUACCUUUACAGACCCGGCACAGGGAGAGUAGACAACGGCUCCAUGAGUUUGGCCGUCCCACUGUGGCUGCUGGCAGCGUCCCUGCUCUGCCUACUCAGCAAAUGUUAAUACAAAUCAGAAUUAAAAAUAAUAAUAAUAAUAAUAAUAAUUAAAAAAAAAACCCAACACAACGACAACAACAACAACAACACACAAAACAAAACGCGUUAUACAGGAGACAGAGCGAAGAGAGGGGAGAGAGAAGAAAGAGGAGAGGGGGAGAGAGAGAGAGAGAGGACUGUUUCUUUCACAGAUUUUGUGUGUUCAGGAGCAAAGAAGGGGGAGAGGAAAAAUUACAGCCAAGAAUACUCAGCAACAUUUAAUCUGAAACCUGACAAGCCGGCUGUCAAGUCACCGACUGUCUAAGAGGCAACACAAAUCGAGGGAGAGAAUGGGGCACCAGCAAGGAUCGCGUCGCCAGAGGAUGCUGCUACGUCAACAGCCCAACAAAACUCGCAAAGCCAAUCAAACAGAAGAUCCUCUUUUCUUUUCUCUCCUCCUGCCUCUUUUCCAUACUCCCUCACUUUCCUUCCCUCCUCCUCUUUUUUCUGUGGAAAGAGGUCUUUGCUUCAGUGUCUGUAGCCACUUACCUUUUGGAUGCCCUGGGUCAUUUUUGUGAGCCAAUGCUCAGUCAGUUCAUGCUUUUGAAAACAAACAAAAAAAAAAGUAAAAGAAAAAAAAAAAAAGCCACAAACCAGAGCAAGUCACCUGAAGCUCUCAGCAUACUGGUGUCCUGUGAAGAACCCCUUCCUCUCUUCACUUCACCCUGCUCUCCUGUGAACCCAGCCCUUACUAAACUCUUUCUUCCCCUGUUCUCUUCUUCAUGCAACAUCAUGCUCACUGGCCUGAACUAAAGUUAUAUCAGCUCUACUGAAAACAUACUUUUCUUUUUGUUAAUCCUCUUCCUCUCCCCCCUCAAUCUGACCAGGUGUCUUUCUCCUGUGUAUGCCUGUGUGUGUGCGUGCAUGCGUGUACAUGUGGCUCUUGCUCCGUCUUCUCUCUUUCUCUCUUUCUCUUUCUCUCUCUAAGCAUGCAAAAGGAACAGUCCAUGUGUACAUAUGCUCAUCCUGCUGUAGAUAAUGUCCUGCCUUGUAAGUGUAAGACAAGAUGCUGAGAGAUCACUCAGGCAGAGAAGACAGGUGAGGAGAGAGGGGCAGCUACAACACAAGUUUGACUCGUGGCUACCAUGCUUUCAUGAGUCAGUCUGCACCCUUGUUCCGCCUUUUUUUCUCUCCCACCUUGCAACCUGUCUGGCUCUCAGCCUUCAAGUACCAGCAUAGCAGUCCCUGCUAUACAUGAGUGCUUGCACACGUGCAUGGGGGUGUGCACGCAUGUGCAUUUGUCCAAAUAAGCAGAAGAAAACGUGACUCCAGCACUAUGGAGUGCAGGGUGUGACCACCCACUCCUGAGGAGGGGAGGCUGAGCUGGUGGGAUGUGAGUGAUGAGACCUUGGACAUGACAGGACAGCCAUUCCUGUAGGUACAGCGUGUGUGUAGGAACAAUGCCUCAACAUGAAAACCAUGAUCUGGUCAUUCCUACCCAUUUUGGUAGUCAUGCAAAAAUAGAGCCAAUACCUUCUUUUUGUUGUUGUUCUUACUGUCCUCCCUAUUAUAAAAGGCAACAUAUGCUAUAUAAAGAUGAGAGCGUGUGUGUGCGCGCAUGCGUGUAUGUGUUUUGUACACCACCUCUACUACAAAGCUCACUUUGCGAUUCCACAUUUGAAACUCAUAGGAUCAGAAAAUGUCCAGAACCUGUGAAUCUAAGAAGAAAAACAAAUGUCAGGGCCAAAAUACUGGGCUUAUAAAGGCGCUUAAGGUGGUGUAGCAAAGAAGUAGGCAACACAAUUCCCCUUGCUCUUUUCUCAUUUGAAGAGUGCUGAUCUUGCUGAAAAGGGCUGUUGCUUGCCAUCACACUUCUUAUGGCAAAAUUACAUGUGGAGUUGCCAGCAGGAGAUAUUCCAAUGGCUUCUGACUGAGGAGAAGGAGAGAACAGGCUGUGAGAAACAAGGUUAAGAAAAAGCUGAGUGGUGGCUGGAAAUCGCCACGCCAGCAACAGGUCUGCAAGCAGUGGGAGAAGCCAAGUUGUACACUGCAGUGGCUGAAGUGCAUGUGUGCAGGCAGGACCAGUGGGGAGAAGAAUUCUGGGUGUCCUGGCCAGUCAUGAGCCCUAGCAUCCCCAGCAGCAAAGGUGAUAAAGCAGGGGGCUUUAUCAGGUAGCCACACAUGGGGGUUUUUUUGUUUUGGGAGAGAGGGAUGUGCAGUGAGGCACUUCAGUCAUCUGACAGAAGUUGAGUGACCAUCCCACAAGAGUUGUGUUCUGUGGGUGCUUGGCACCACUGAGCUUUUUAGCACCAGCAAGCUGAUUUUUUUCAUCUUUGCCCUGUGAACAGGCACAGUAGCCACACUCUUGGCAGCCAUGCCCGCAUGCUCUGGGAGCGAAGGGGGAAACAGCUGGGGUUGGCAACUUCGCAGCACGCAGGAGGGGAUACCCAACGGGUCGUCUCCUGCCAGGAAGGAAAAUGGGAAUUGCUGCCUGUGAGCCUGUUCCCAUCUUUACACGGCUGGAGCACCAAGGGCCAAGGCCCUUUCUCUGCAGCUCAGCACAGCUUUCACCGUGCACUGCGGCACUGCUGGUGUCUGCUUCCUCUCUGCUGAGCUCAGCUGUUUCUCCGGCAGCAGCAGCAGCAGGCAAAGGCAAUUAAGCAAGCAGGCAAAGGCUCCUCACAGGCAGUCAGAAUGAGCGAGGAAAAUAUAAGUCAGACUCCAGAGGCUGAAGUCUGUGUGAUGGCAGACUUGCUGUAGAUCUGCUGUAGAUUUGGAUAGUGGUGAAUUAUUCUCCUCCAGGCCCCAAAGCCAUACCUGGGAAUGUUGGUGUCUUGAUGGAAGAGGGGAGAGCUAGGCACCUGUGACUUGAAAUCCACCCAAAGUAUCAAGCAAGGGACGUCUACCCCCUUCAGAGAUAGGGUGAUCAUUGAUGGGGCUCGUGCAUCUCCUUUGGAGACUGGUGUGCUGUGGCCCAGGAAAAAAAAUGCCUUGUAUCCUUCAGAGCAUUCAGACACCUCAUCCUCAUGCCUACCUCUUGGGAGCGUAUUGUCGUUCAGUGUCUUAGUAACAACUCCAGAUUUCAUGCUGCAACAGGGCUCCUGAAGCCAAAGCUGCACACCCUCCAGCACACUGGCACAAGGGAAAACCACCACAUUGCUGCCAUUUCUCAUUCUUGGUGCUGCACCUAUGCCUGGUUUUACUGUCACAGGCUUAUUACUAGAGAGUGGGCAGCCUGCAAUCACUUGCUGUCACAGGUUGUUCCUAAGGGCUGGGUCAAGCCCACCGUUUCCUUUAGGUUGAGGCCUCUCUUUGAUGUCUCCCUGGUUGCUCUGGUAAGGUCUGUCCUGCGUGUUGUCCUCUGCAGUGGGGUCACUCCUAGGUGUUGGGCUCACACACAUCAGAGCCCUAUGGUGUGGUGGUGGCCACAAGGCCCGGCACCCGGCCUUGCAUCUUUCUUGGUGUGAAGGAGUUUGGAGAGGAUAUUUUCCAAUGUGUCAAGACCCAGAGGCUUAAUGGUUAAAGGGAAAUACAUUAUGAAAAACAGGACACCCAUAUUUUGAAUCCAUCUGCCUAUUACCUAGAGGAAACAGCCACAACCCUGGUGCUACGAUCUGGUCUUGCCUUCAAGACCAGGGCAGAUCCUGUGCCUCUGUCACGUGGCAGUGAAACAGGGAUAAAGCCAGUUAUUAGCAGACCUGAGAAAAGCUUCACAUCCUGGAGUAUGUCUGUUAUCUGCAGCAGUGCUGGGAGCCCCACUCCUGGCAAUGUCUGUUUCUGGCAGGGCUGGGGGAGUCUUCAGUAAGCUGGAGCUUAAUUUAGUCAGAGAAGCUCAUCCUUUGAGCUGCUGAGCGUGUCACUGGGUGCUGUGAACAAGCCCCUGCUUCUCCUGAGCAGGGAUUGCUCAAAGCAUCUGUUGAGAGGAGAGCCCAGAUCAACACAGAGAACCCAGGCAAGGUCAAAUGCUUUUUCCCCAUUCUCUUUCUCUUCUCCUUUCUCUUUGACAGAGAUGUUGCAAAGGGUUUUCUCAUGUCUCAGGCCCUUUUCUCUGAAGCUGUUUCUCCUCCUUACAUUCAUGUUCAUGUUGCUGUCUUCCCCUCCCAAAAAAGCUGCACUCUUGCUUCCUGCUGCUUCUCAGCUGGUUGGGGACUGGGACAGGUGGGAGUUUGGAAUGGGACACCAGUUCCUUGAGCUUGUCAGUGUAAUUGUGUUUGGUUGAUGGAGAUUUAACAUUUAGUGUUAUAAAAAGAAAUGAACAAAAUUGAAAAAAAAAAAAAGAAAAGAAAAAAAAAAAGGAAAAAAAAUUGUAUUUCUUCUACUGGUUUGUAAAUAUUACAAGAGUUACAUGAGAUGUCUGGUAAUGUCCAAGCAGAGGAACAAAGACUUAGAUUUAAUAUAUGGCCCCAUACUUGGUAGCAGAUUUCUAACCCUUUUCAGAUGACCAAGAGGAGGGGUGAAGGCAAGUCUUUCUGAAAGGAACUGGACAGGGGAAGAGCAGCCACCCUGAGCCACAUGACCUCCAUGCAUGACUGUAGCAUGUUGCCUGGAGCGUGUGUCUGGUCAGAUGGAAAAGGAAGCAGAUGCCUGUCUCUGAAUGGCUGGGAAGGGCGACGUGGGACACUCCAGCCAACACUUCUAUCUUGGCAGCUGUGUUCAUUUUUGUUUGUUUGCUGCUCUGCAGCUCGAGGGUAUGUUGCUCAGUGAUGCACCCCCCUCCUACCCCUCCUUCCUGCUUUCUUCACCAGUGAAAUUGUGUCUCCCCAUGCUAGCACCAAGUGCAUGUUAACGUGCCAUUCAUGAAGAUUUCAUUGGUGACAUGCAUUGUGUUGAGAGUUAGUCUUUGUCCUGCACACAUUUCUCAUGCCACUGACUGUUCACCACUUGGGUAGAUCUCUCGUGUACUGCUGCUUGCCUGACUUUUUGGUCAAGAUAUAUCCAAGCCCCAGCAGUUCUUCUUAGCUCCAGGUGCAACCAGAUCAUGCGCCCAAGCCACUGGUCUCAGCAACCCCAUUUUGAAAGUCCAAGCUUACAGCAUGGAUAAAGUCACCGUCAACGUCACCGUCUCCAGGCUGAGUGCAAGCUGCACAUCUGAAAGAAAUUUGGGGAAGCAGCAACAAGUCCUGGUGAUUCUGGAGCAUUUGGGAAAGAGGAUCUGGGAAGUCAGAGGAGUCCUUCACAGCCCUGCCACCAUGUGAUGUUUCAGCUCAGCAUUUGUGCGGUGCUUUACACCUUCACCCCUCCCUGAUGAGGGCACAGGGAACUGGCUCUUCUCCCAUCCCCCUUCACACCUCCACCUCCUCUCCUGCACACUGACCUGCAGCCCAAAUCAUCAUGGUGCUUGAUAUGAUGUAGCAGCUGACACCAAGGAUGGAUAAGCAAGACAGCCCUACACAGGACAUAUUAGGGGGUGUGAGCAGUUCUCUCUCUCUCUUUAUUCUGAUGGUGCACAAUCUUACUGCUUCUCUGACUUGAGUACACAAAACUUCUUGAGUCAGGCAUGCCAGGAGCAAACUGUUCCAUGGAAAGAGCAGAACCUCAGACAAGGAAGUGGUGGAGAAAAUGGAUGGUGAUUUCCAGGAUGUGAUGCCAGUGGAAAAGAGUAGGGAUGAGUGAUCUUCAUCAUCCAUGCACAGAAUUCCCAGGUUCACCAGUGAGGAGACCAUGGCCUCCCAACGCUAGUCUUAGAGUGGCUUCAUUUCCAGUGGGAUGCCCAGAAGAUUAUUUUUCUUAAGUGCAUGUCUCCUGCUGACUAAAAGCUGUGUUGCACCAUUAAAACCUUUCUCUUUUCCUUCUUGUAACUUGCUAGAAUGAUGUUCAGGCAGCUCCUACAGAUCUUCCCCCACAGAUUUUGCUUGAUGGUUGGUUCCCAUUAGGGCAAUAUGUAGUGUUUGCUUGUUGAUUCAGUCACCAUAACAGGAAAGGAGAAGUCAGCUUGGUGAGGAUAUGUUGGUAUGGUCCUCUGUAUCUCUGUGGCUUGGGGUGAUGUGUCUGAGGCAGAGAGACCAGCCAAGACAGGGUUUGGGAAAGAGAAGCAGCUCUCCUGAUUAGUCCAGACAAGUAGCAAGCAAUGGGUUCCUUCACUUGUUGCAGGCCCAGGUUAGCUGGUGCCACAGCAACUCAGCCUCCCUGCAAGCCUUGUAGACAUUCCUGGGCAGAGGAGGGGGAAGGGGCAGUGCAGGUCAGGAGGACACAACUGCAGCACGGGUCAGAGGGCAGCAUGCUCAGCAGGGCUCCUUGGGCAGCACUGCUGGGGAAGGAGUAGAGAUCCCAUGAAGAAGUACCAUUCCCAGGUAGGGCAGGACCUUCCUUCCUGGCCUGUACUCCCUGGGCAUCAGGCACUCACCUGGCUUCCUGGGCCAUGCACACUAUACUGUGACGGGCCUCAGUGAGUGCUGCAGUGUGAGACUGGAAUGAUUCCAGCUGUGCCCUAGGAACAGAUGUGUGGAUAACAUACGGGCCAUGGAUGGAGACAAGGACCAAGACCAGCUAGGAGUCAGCAAGUGAGCAGGGCAUCUCCCAGGUGGGUCUGUCCUCUGAAAUUACAACACUUGCUCCCCAUUUUGACCAUGCAGAAGCACCCCCCCCCUCCACCCCCGUGACCUCCAGCACACACAUGCUACAGUAGUCCUCAUGGCUACCAUACAGGUGCUCUCCUUUCCCUCACCCUCCAUCACACACACAGCCAGACACAUGCUCCUUCACUUGCUGCCAACGAUGGCUCUGUCUGCCCACACAGCCACAUGGCGACCACCCGAGGAAACCAGGAGAGAGUGUGUGAGGGAGCACAUGUGUGUGCCAGGAAGGGGAGGAAGGGGCCAAGAGCAGGACCCUGCCUCUACAGUGCCACUGUCAUCUCCCAGAAUCUUUCAACUUUCCCAGCUGGAGCCAAGUUUCAUCCUAUAACCUUGAGAAUGAAGGCCAGUCCCUUCUUCUUGCUACACGGUGGGGUGGUUAGAACUCUCCUCAUUAACAGUGUUAUAUACAUAUAAAUAUAUAUAUAUAUCUAUAUCUUUAUAUAUAUUUUUCCCCAGCACUGUAGACAUGAGCUGAACUUCUCUUUAAGGAAACGAGAAAAAUGGCCAUUUUAUUUUUUGCCAUUGGUUUGGUUUUGGAACUAGCUCUGUGAAACAAAAUUAUAAAAGCGCAAGUGUGUGUGUAAAAGAAAUGAUCAACAAAAACAAAACAAAACAAAACACAACACAACACAACCCAAGAAAUGAAUGAGCAAAACCCAGUGAUGGAUUAAAAAAAAAAAAAGAAGCUUUUUAUUUUUUGUUUUCUCAAUGUAUUUAACUUCUGUUAUCUCGUUUCUGUUUCUUUACAUGUAUGAAUGCUCUGCUCUUCUGUGAUCUUAAAAAAAUACAAAAAAAUACAAAAAUUAAAUAAACGUGAAAAGGAAGUAAUA